This is a messenger RNA of Anopheles funestus (African malaria mosquito), 4668 nucleotides long. It is a transcript of the gene Mybbp1A, whose product is annotated as myb-binding protein 1A. Gene Ontology annotation, cellular component: nucleolus. The coding region runs from base 339 to 4361 and encodes 1340 amino acids. The record is from RefSeq and is a predicted model, not a curated record. Lineage: Eukaryota; Metazoa; Arthropoda; Insecta; Diptera; Culicidae. Gene Ontology annotation, biological process: regulation of DNA-templated transcription. The transcript has 2 exons. Gene Ontology annotation, molecular function: transcription factor binding; sequence-specific DNA binding; transcription corepressor activity.
AUAAAUUUCCCUUCAUGCGGCCCUAUUCGAAACAAAAAUAUCCCUUUGCACGUUGUCAAAUAUAGUGAGCAUGUGUGUGUUGUGUGCUGUCGAGGUUAGUUCGAAUUUCGAUUAUUGUUUCCGAAUGCAUGAAUAGCUGACAGUUCGGGAAUAAAAAAAAGCUGUUCAAGCUAGCACAUGGUUUUCUACAUUAUCGUCGAAUGCCCGGUGUGUAUCGUAUUCGCAAAUAUUGUGUAAUUUUUCGUUUUGUCCAAGUUAAAAUCAUCGCCGUUAAACCCCAUAUACGUUCGGCGCAGUGACAAAAUUGAAUUAGUGUUUGUGUGUGUUUUGUAGCAACCAUGAAGGAGCAACCCGGCCGUAAGGCUGGCAUGCUGAUGGACAAAGCCGUGUUCGGUUACUUCAAGCACUUCGUCAGCGAAGAUGAUGGCGUGCGUGUGGAGGGUGCUUGUAAUUUGGUGGCGUUUCUUUGCCAGGACCGAAAACACAACCAACAGAACGGCACCAGUGGUGUGGACGUAGAAACAGUUGUUCCGAAAACGGCCGAAACUGCGUACGCCCUGAAACGUUUAAUACGUGGCGUUGGUUCCACGCAAAACGUCUCGCGUGUGGGGUUCUUUACAGCACUGGUCGGGCUGCUGGAGCGGCUCAAGACCACAGAAGAAGAGUAUCCAAGCGUUACGGAACUGUUUAGUUUGGUCAAAUCAGAGCUAACCGAAUCCGAAGGUGAAGACGAUGAAAAUCAAAAGCAAAAAAUUCGACUCGAACUACGCAUCGGCAAGAUUCUCGUUUGUGGAGCAAUCAUUAAAUCUGGCCUGAUCGAUAAUGCGUCCGAGAUGGAGCUGCAAACCGUGCUUAAAACGUUGCAGCAAAACAUGUACCAAAUGCUCACCCCGUUGGUGUAUGCGUAUCUGAACGAGCUCGCUAAUCGGCUGAGUGCAGCCAUGUUUUCCAGCGUGUUUUGGCCCAUCUUUGAACCGCUGCUGAAUGUGCCGAAGGAAAACCACACGAUAGAUUCGAUUUUCUUCCUACUGCAGCUGUCCAUCGGACCACACAAGAAGCUGAUCAAUAGCAAAUAUUUCGAGCGCAACUUCGGUGUUCCAAAGUUGCUGGAUGAGAACAAUUUUGCGUUUCUGGCCGAGUUGCUGUUUGGAAUUGGAAGUACUAUGGGGAUUAAUCAUCCCUUUUUUGAAUGCAUGCUGGAGCAGCUAAACAAGCAGAAUACGAUGGUACCGUUCUGGCGGGACGCGAUUGUCCCAGUGCUGGAGCAAGAGAAAAACGCCAAACCGAUGCUUCGUGAUGUAAUUGUGCUGCGCACGGUGAUCUCGAUCCUCGGGCGAAUGGAAGAUUACUCUCUGGUACUGGAGGUGCUGCACCCGACGUUUGUUAAGUUUCUGGUAAACAAUCUUAAGAAUCGUUCCAAGCACAGUGAAGAUGUGCUUGCUCUUUACCAAGAAGUGUGUACAGCGUUGCUCGCAUGCUUCCCGAAGAUAAAGGACGAGAAUGUGCGGCUCGCCACGUUCCGCCGGUUGACGAAUGCACCGGGAAGUGUUCUGAUCGAUAAGUAUGCCAACUGUAAGCUGUCAAGCAAUUUGCUCGCUACACUGUCCGCGGAAAGCUUGCGCACUAUUGCAGGCGAACUGCAGACGUUCGUGCUGGAUGAGUCGAUAAGCACGAACGGAGAAAGAUCGUACGCGGCCCAAGUCCUGCAGCGAAUAUUGUCUCUCCGUCAGCUAACGGCGGAUGCGGGUGACAACAAAGAGCAUACAGACGCAUGGCACCAGGAGAUGGUACGGUUUUUCCUUACACUCGGUGUAUUCUACUCGAAAGAUGGAGUGACUGUGCUGAAAAGUGCCAAACACGAUGAAGCAAUUUCAUCCGAGCUGUCCACCACGAUGCGCGGAAUGUUUUUCCAUUCACUCGAGCAUCAUCAUGCUAAACUGUCCAGUGAACGAGCCUUUUUACUCGCUACGGUGCGCUAUGUGGAUGAAGUUUUACGAACGCACGGUAUCAAAUCGCUGCGGAGCACGCUAACGGACGAGCAGAUGAACUGUUGGCACAAGAUGUUUGCCACGGUUGCGGCCGAACCGACAAACAAGAAGCAAAGCAAAAAGCAACCGUCCACUCCUGGAGCCACGCAAUGCGAUACGGUGUUUCACAUUCUGCUGAUGCAGAUGGGGUUGCAUCUGUUCAAUGAUCCGGAUGUGGCCUGCAGUUCGAUCAUCGAGCUAGAGUGUGUGAUGAAGCGCAUCGACGAGAAGAUGAAACAACGUCGUCAAAGUAGUAACGGGGGAGCAAAAGUGAAUGGCAACAGAAGAAAGUCCACUGAUCCUACGAUCGAACUAGAACCGGCCGAACCGGAAUGGAUCGAGGUGGUGGUGGAUCUGUUCCUGAACCUUCUGUCGCAAAAUUCGCACUUGUUGCGCAAGGUAGUUGGUCAUCUGUUUCCGCAUCUUUCGAAUGAGAUAACGCUACCCGCGUUGAAUCAAAUCCUAUCGGUGAUCAACCUGAAGGAUAAAUCGAAUCCGCUGACGGUGAACGGCGACGAUGAGCAUGAAAGUGAAGCGGAGGAAGUGGAUGAAGAGAAGAGCGAUUCGGCAUCGGAAAGUGAGGAAGAAAUGGAGCUAGCGAAUAAUGACGACGAAAAGGAGAAACCGGAAGAUGAGGACGAGGAAGAUGAUGAUGACGAUGAGCUAAUGGGGGAUGAAGAGGAAGAGGAAAACAUUACCGACAAUAUGCGGCAAGCAUUACAGACGGCACUGGGUAAUGCGAAUCCAGAAACCGACACCGAAUCAAUUGAUUUGGACGAAUUGGAUGAGGAGCAGGGUCGUCGUAUGGAUGAAGCACUGGCGGCCGCUUUCCGGGCGUUCCGAAAGUCGAAACCAUCCCGCAAACGAAAGGGUCCAACGAAGGUCGAGAAGCAGAUGGACACCGUGCUGACACACUUCCGGAUGCGGGUGCUCGAUCUAAUCGAUGCGUAUCUCAAGCACGAGCCCGACAUGCUGCUGUGUCUCGAGCUGAUGCUGUACAUUUUCGAGAUGCUACCGGUGGGAUUGCGCGAGAAGUCAAAGUAUGGUGCUAUUCUGAACCGGUACAAGCAAAUCUUCAACACGCUGAUCCGCAUCAAGAAGUUCAAGCGGGAUGCCGAGAGCGUGCGGUUCGAGCAGCUCGAGCAGAUACUGCGUGAUCUGAUCGAAAAGGUCGCCAAAGGGGUUGCCUUCCCGGAGCGCAACCAGUAUCUGCUGAAGGCCUGCCAGUUUAUCGUCAUCUGUAGCCAGGUGCUGGUGAAGCAGGCGGAGGGUGAAACGAAUGCGGUGGAGAAAAUAUUUGGUGAGCUGCUGGCGGAGUUCAUUACCAACCGCAAUCCAUCGCUUGCGUUCGGGGUAUUUCAAAGUUUGUUCCGGAUGCAGUGGUCUGGUGCCUGGCAUCUGGUGGAUACGUUGGUGAAUGGUGGACUAAAGAUGAACACGGUACGCGCCAUUCGUCGAAUACAGACGCUUCAGUUGGUGCGGGAGCUGCUACGCAAUCGACGAUUGAUAAACUCGGACCAGCCACGAUCGACUGCCGCAUUACGCACCAUCUGCAGUGACUCUCUCGCACCGUACGUGACAGAGCUGGAGACAGCAGUUGCCGGUGGUGAUCGUUCGAUUGGACAGAACGAAUUGUACGAGUUACUGCUGGUACUGAAUGAGGUACAAAAUCUUUCGUCCACCGUUGUUAGCAAGAAAGUGGACAAAAAGCAACCGCUGCUCAACUGGGACAAGAUCGGUGCACAAGUACAAUCGAUGCGUCAAUUUGUCAUUAACUCUCAAACGAUGACCACGUAUCGGCAGUUUUGUAAUCGAUUGAAACUAAAGCCGAUCGGCAAUGAAGGGCUACCGGCAGUGAAGGAAAACGGUACCAAUGGUGCCAGUGUAGAAACACCCAACGCUGUGAAUACCGCGAAGAAGGGUAAUGCGAAAAAACGGAAAUCAAUAUCAGAGGGAACAGUUAACGGGGAAGAGGAUGGUACGACUCCACUGAUGAAUGGGCAAGGUAUGAAUGGAAGUGCGGAAGAAGAGGAGCAUCACGACCUAACGAAAUCUAAAAAACGAAAGCGAAAGAACGAUGCAAACGGCAGCGUGGCAGUGAAGCUGCAGAAUGGUGGAGAUGAUCAGGAAAUGGUUGAUACACCCGAUGAUGUGACCAACACAUCCGAGGACACAGGAAGUAAGCGAAAGCGAAAGAAGAACAAACAAGCGAAUGGUACCGCAGCCGAAGCAUCAUCGAAGAACGAAAAACGACGGCGAAAGGAGAUCCGCUUGCUGGCUGCCUCCGAAGGGUUGGAAGAUUUUUCGUUUGCUAAGACAAAAGUGUUCGAAUGAAGCGAGCGUAAAAUGGCACAGCUCACACCCAAGUGCGUGUGAUAAGUCGCGUACAAGUUAGGUUUCCCUUCUUUUUUUUGUAAGUGAACAUUAUUAAAUAUCAAGCUACUCGAUAAUUGUUCGCGUUUUCUUAUUUUUGUGCAGUGUCUUCAUUCUUUUCCGAACGAUUAUUGUUCAAGAAUGUGAAACGUGGACGGUGCGUUGUACCAACUGCAUUUACCUUGUACGAGGGUAACUCAUAUCUAAAGUUAGAACUUGAUUUACGAAAUAAAUUCAAUGCCAUAAUUGGAUGGUUUCCCACUUUAAA